GUGAAGUGAAGUUGCGUGCGCGAUCAUGUGACUCGCGCGAUCCCGCACGGUGGGAUCUUCCGCGACGAGGAUCUCGCGGGAAAAGGGGGUUCAGACUUUCCUUUCCUUCGAGCCGGGUACGUGUUGUUGAAAACACGAUGAGAAUUUAGUAUUUUUAAAUACUUGAACCAAGUGAAUAUUUCAGUUGCAAUGUCAAUGUGCAUCAUGCGAUCGACAGUGACUUUAAAAUAAUUAUCGCGGUUACUCAACGUGCGGAAAUCUGCUACCAAUCUCCCGAGCAAUAAAUCCGAAGGAAUCGAAGGCGAUAUGCUGAUAUGUGAUUAGUGAAGUAGUUUGUGAAGAUUGAGUAAUUUUAAAUAAAAAGAACACACUGCACGACAAUCUUUGACGAUCUUAAUUCAAACAUAAAAAUGUGAUCUCGGAUUGAUUUUUUUCGCGCGAAUCUUAUACGAGAUAAACGGCAAUCAGUUGUCAAUCAGUAAGCAUCUAAAACAAUGAUAAACCUUAUAAUAUUAUCUAAAAUUCAUGGAGACAAAUCAAUUAACUAUAACGUAAGAAAUAAAAUAAUCGCGCUUCGCUGAUUAGUAUAUCAAGUCCGAAGCUAGCUAGAAGAGAACGUUCAAUCCUUUCUUCAACUAAGAAUCGUCCUAUAAGACGACGAUUGUAAUAAUCGGUGGGCCAAGCAGCCGUGAUAUGUUCCCCUCGUCAGCGGCGAUGCUGAAGAAUCUGCAGCAGAGUGCCAUGACCUCGCCCUUCCUGAUGGAGAACCUGCUCCAGAGCAAGGCGUCGCCGGGGACGGAUCUCACUAGUCUGACCUUGAAUUGGGCGGCGAGUCUGGUAGCGCGACAGCGCGAGAGAGAAUGCGAGGCGAGUCUCAGACUCGUUCGAGACCGAUCCUCCCCCAACGAUCUCGUCCAGGAUCACCUGGACCAACGAUCCGGCACGAUCGGCGGACGCGAUCGCAUAAUGAUCGAUUGCGGCGGCAGGGAUCAGCAGAGGUCCAGCGGCAGUAGAUCCAUUGAACGACAACAUGAUCGGAUGCAGCUCCUUCAACGUGAGAAGGAGGUCCUGGACCGGAGUCAGGGCGUAUAUGUCGACAUGGAGAACGAUAGGAUGGACGGGCCGGUGAUGGUAGACCGAUUGUGCGCGAUGGAGAGGCUCUGUAAUGAGAGGAUCGACAAUCGAUCUAAUUCCGGUGUCGAGUCCUGUAACUCGAACGUAGAUGAGGAUCCGAUUCCGGGCGCAGAAUUGGAUGGUGGUCUUCAACCGGCCGACAGGGAUGAGAUGGUGCUGGGCGAGCGUGUCUCCGCGAUCGAGAUAGACAGACGGUACGACCUUGGAUGCAGAAACGUCAUGCACACGUCCGAUGAGAUGACGAUCGCAUCGGGGGAGAGGGAGGCGACGGUGACGGCGGCGGCAACGGUGGUCGAGCGUGCCGUCGACAGAAUAGGCGAGAGGACCACCGCCUGUUCCUGCGGCGACGAGCAGUGCUCUGGACCAGCGUGCAGAACCAUCCAGGAGAAGGAGAAGCCGCAACUCAAGUUCAGCGUUAGCGCCAUACUCGGCGGUAAUCAUGACAGGAGGCCACAUUCCGAUAAUUUUCAAGGACUUCCACCGGAAGCGAUACCCGCCUUCUUGCAAAAUUUGCAAAAUUCAGCUGGUUACAAUAUCGCCAAGCCGAUUGCGAGGCCAGCGGCUUAUCAUCCUUAUCACAGACCGAGUCAUCAACCUCCUCAACGGCAUUUACCACCGAACGCUCAUCACACGUUACAACAACUGUUCUACAGGGGUCCAUAUUUGACAGUUGCUGGUUCCGGGACUGGAAGUCAUCAUCCUGGCACGCCCGGUGGAGGCGCCGUGUUUCCGGGGACCAUCCAGGGCAGCAUCGGUGAUUUUUCCGGGACUGGCUUUGUCUUUCCAUGGGCGACGAAUGCGCGCGGAAAGCCACGCCGGGGAAUGAUGAGGAGAGCCGUUUUCUCCGAUCUUCAGCGACGCGGACUCGAGAAAAGGUUCCAGAUACAAAAGUACAUCAGCAAGCCGGAUCGCAAGAAGCUCGCUGAAAAACUGGGUCUCAAGGACUCACAGGUGAAGAUCUGGUUUCAAAAUCGGCGCAUGAAGUGGCGAAACAGCAAGGAGCGGGAGCUGCUGGCGACCGGUGGCUCGCGCGAGCAGACGUUACCGAACAAGAACAACCCCAAUCCGGAUCUGAGCGACGCCGACGGGGAUCGGCCGAGAAUGGAUCUGAGCGACGUGAGCCCGCUCACGAGUCCGCAAAGGCCAGAGGAGCAAACGGAAAACGAAGAGGACGAGGAGAUCAAUGUCACGUGAUAAAACUCACCGCUGAACCCAGCAUCCCCCGUUCGCCCUCCGACGACAAGUGAUGACAAUUUUUUUAAUCCGUGAACCAAAGGCUACCGGCCGGACCAAAAAAAAUUUAAGCGAAACGUAGAUUUGACAGAGACUUUGAAGGAUCGCGGAAAUUAAUUCAAAGUUUCAAACUGAAAUCUGUUUUCAUACGUCAUUACGGAUGCAAUUAUAAUAUCAGUUUUUACCUUCAAUAUGAAGAUUACCUUCUUCUCGAGGUACCUUAGAUUGUGCAACAAUCUACUUAUGACGAGAAGCGUACGAAAUAAAUAUUGUGCAAGUCAUAAAGAAACAGCUGUUAAUUGUGGUCAUUUUGCAUUUUUCAGCUGGCUGAUCUUUAUUGGCGACUAUGUAUUCGCGGAUAAUUGGGCUAUAACAGGGUGUCCUAGAUUCAUUGUGCGAAGAGAAGAAUGUUUUAAACACGAGUGGCACGUGAUGUUUCGUAUCACUCACUAUUUUCAAUCGAUCUUUAAUUGUUUAGCGAUCAUCGGUUUGUCCUCAAUAUUUUUUUCUCGAGUUACACACGACUUGUGGCUUUGUUAUAUUUGAUAAUAGCAACACGUGUCGUCGCAAACUGAUUCCGAGCAAAACGAAAAUACGAAUGACGAAUACAGAAUAAAAAUGAAUAAGAAUGAUGUAUUAUAUUGUAAUUAGCGCGAUGAAUGUACUUUCGAGGAGUCUUCUAUAAGGUAUUGUGUAAGGUUGUAUUAGACGUAAUGUUACAAUUCUGGAAAUAUGUACCUAAGUCUACUUAUAAUGCGGUCGCGCGGUCAGAUCCAAAUGUAAUUACAUUCAUUGUGAUUCAAUAUAAUCUAUGUAAUAUAUUGAAAUAAAACUGUCUAUGCUAAGCGA
Molecule: messenger RNA, 3216 nt
Organism: Acromyrmex echinatior (Panamanian leafcutter ant)
Lineage: Eukaryota; Metazoa; Arthropoda; Insecta; Hymenoptera; Formicidae
Gene: Dbx
Product: homeobox protein Dbx
Biological process (GO): regulation of transcription by RNA polymerase II
Molecular function (GO): DNA binding; DNA-binding transcription factor activity, RNA polymerase II-specific
Source: RefSeq, a predicted model, not a curated record